Molecule: messenger RNA, 309 nt
Organism: Spirometra erinaceieuropaei
Lineage: Eukaryota; Metazoa; Platyhelminthes; Cestoda; Diphyllobothriidea; Diphyllobothriidae
Source: the annotation of a GenBank genome assembly
AUGCCGCCAACAAACACUGACCGCUCCCCCGAACCACCAUUUUCAUCCUCUUCCUCCUUCUCCUCCUCCCCUUGUUCCUCCACUGCCUCAACCUCCGCUGUUGUGGCGUCUACCGUUCACAUCAACAUUACACUCAAUUCUGACACACCAACAAGCACCAACACCACCACCGUCGACACCACUGAUGAGGACCUGGUAUAUACCUGUCCUCAGUGCUACAGCACCUUCACCUCACACAUCAGUCUGGUCGGUCACUGGCGAAUCCAUCGCACAGAGACUGGUGAUUCAGUGCCUGGAGCAUCAACCUAA